Messenger RNA from Camelina sativa (false flax), 1032 nucleotides. The record is from RefSeq and is a predicted model, not a curated record. Lineage: Eukaryota; Viridiplantae; Streptophyta; Magnoliopsida; Brassicales; Brassicaceae.
CACGUUCCCACUCUUAAUCACCCAAAAAUUAAAACAAAGACGUGCUCACAUCUCAUCUCACUCCCUCACCAGCUCACUUCACUCUCUCCAUCUUUUUUUUUUUAUAAUCAUCUCUCUCAAUCAUCAUUUUUGAUCAAAGAAAAAGAUCACACCAUAUGGCUCUCGACACUCUCAAUUCUCCCACCUCCACCACCACCACCAACGCUCCUCCUCCUCCUCCUUUCCUCCGCUGCCUCGACCAAACCGAGCCCGAGAAUCUUGAAUCAUGGACCAAAAGAAAACGCACGAAACGACACCGCACAGAUCAAUCCAACCCUCCUUCCGAAGAAGAGUAUCUCGCUCUUUGCCUCCUCAUGCUCGCUCGUGGCUCCUCCGAUCAUCACUCUCUACCGUCCGAUCAUCACUCUCCUUCUUCUCCACCGUCCGAUCAUCAAAAAGAUUACAAGUGCUCAGUCUGUGGCAAAUCUUUCCCGUCUUACCAAGCGUUAGGUGGACACAAAACCAGUCAUCGGAAACCGGUUAGUAAUAAUAAUAACGACGACGGUAAUAAUAACACCAACGGCUCCGUUACUAAUAACGCAAAUAUUACUAGUAACGGUUUGGUUGGUCAAAGUGGGAAGACUCAUAACUGCUCUAUAUGUUUUAAGUCGUUUCCGUCUGGUCAAGCAUUGGGUGGUCACAAACGGUGUCACUACGAUGGUGGUGGUGGUAGUAACAGUAACAUGCCUAGCCACGGGUUUGACCUGAACUUACCGGCUGAUCAAGUUAGCGAUGGGAAAAGUCAACUCUCCGACGACGAAGUUACAAAGUCGGUGUUGUGAUUAUUAUUAUUAUUAUUAUAAUUUUUACCGAUCGGGCUUAGCUAGCUAGUGAUCGAUCAUUAGCUGAGUCUUGUGUAAUGAAAACGAUUGGAGUGGACUAUUGGAUUAUUUUAAAUUUCUAUUUUACGUAUACGAAAAGAUAAAAUCUUCAAAUGUUUAUUCGUUGUUGGUUUUUGUUUAUAGAAAGUAAAAAAAAAAAAAGAAAAAAAAA